Messenger RNA from Morchella importuna, 657 nucleotides. RefSeq lists its product as uncharacterized. The transcript has 3 exons. The record is from RefSeq and is a predicted model, not a curated record. Lineage: Eukaryota; Fungi; Ascomycota; Pezizomycetes; Pezizales; Morchellaceae. Bases 1 to 657 code for a protein of 218 amino acids.
AUGGCCGUCACCGCCUCUGAAGCCCAUUUUGCUAAAACCCUCACCUGGUGUAUCCGCCUUUUGCAGCUGGCCUUUAGCAUAGUUCUUCUCGGCUCGCUCUCAUACAUCAUCAAUGAGCACCGCGAAUUUGUACGCCCGGGACCUUAUUCACGUUUCAUCCCUUACGAAGUGAUUGUUCCUGAAGUCUUCUCUAUCUUUUCAAUCCCCAUCACACUCUUCGGCGUUUUCGCAGUCUUCUUCUUUUCCUUUUCCAUCCAGAUUGUGGCGGCGUGUCUCGACCUUGUCCUCUUUAUUGGCUGGAUUGCUUGCAUUGGCCUAUUGCGUAACAACUUCCAUACUGAUGGGAGACCGAACCAGUUGGCGAGGUAUCUUAACGGUCUUAGACGUAGCCAUGGGGCUAGAGGACACCAAGCCCUGAACGGGCACCUGGUCAGACUUAUAGUGGCACUGGUCAUAAUACAAAUUAUCCUCUUUUUCGUGACAGGCAUGCUUGCAAUGCUGGUCGCAGUCAACGACAGGAGGAAGAAGGCGGCGGCAAAGGUAGCCCCGGCACCGGUCAUGGUGCUGGAUGACGGGAGGAUGCAUGGUGUAGCCGAAGAUGAGAAAGUUAGGGAGUUCUGGAAGGGGAGAGAUAGCAGUGAAACGGCGGUAGCCUAA